Megachile rotundata (alfalfa leafcutting bee) is the source of this 5764-nucleotide messenger RNA. It is a transcript of the gene sp3, whose product is annotated as phosphatidylinositide phosphatase spermathreecae. NCBI's taxonomy places the organism in Eukaryota, Metazoa, Arthropoda, Insecta, Hymenoptera, Megachilidae. Gene Ontology annotation, molecular function: phosphatidylinositol-4-phosphate phosphatase activity. Gene Ontology annotation, biological process: phosphatidylinositol dephosphorylation; regulation of endocytic recycling. The record is from RefSeq and is a predicted model, not a curated record. Gene Ontology annotation, cellular component: clathrin-coated endocytic vesicle; early endosome.
GCCAUCUAUACUUUGAUCGAAAGUAGGUAUAGUCAGCGAAAUUCAGUUCAUUGUUAGCCUCACGUACGAGCAAAAUGGCGAGGUGUCCGUCAUAGGUGGACGAACGUCGGAAGAGUUGACGUUACUCAUGCUGCGUAGAAAUCAUUGUUUCUCGGAAAAAUUAAAAGCAUGGAAUUGUUCCGUACUGACACUCAUUUCAUUUUCGUGAAAGAAAGGCAUAGCCUGUGGUGUGACAAGUUUACAGGAGAAUUUUCUGCUAAAUCGGAUUGGGAAUGGGCUUCACCAAAAGAUUUAGAAUGUCUUGGAAUAUUUUAUGGAAUAGUUGGAAAAAUAGAACAGCCUUCUGUUCUGGAACCACGCUUAAUGUUGAUCAAAGAGAUUUCACCAGCUGGAGAAUUAUAUGGAGGUCACAUUGUAUAUAAGAUCAAAUCUAUAGCAUUUUUGCAUUUUGGCACAGAAAAUAAUGAUAUUGGACUUCUGCCAUGUAAGAAACAUCAAAAUUUGCCAAAGAAAAAAAGUCAAGGUGGUUUGUUCGAUGUACCACAGAAAGCAGCCUUUGCUAAAACAUGGGGAACCAUUAAAAGUGCAACAAACACUAUAAAGAACACGACUCAACAAGCAGCUGCCCUUGCAACAUCUCAGGUAAAAUCUACGGUAUCUAAAAGAAACAUUGUUAAAGACAAGGAGAGAUUUGAAAGGAGAAUUUUGGAAGAAUUGAACAAAAUUUUUACAGAAACUGAUUCCUUUUAUUUCUGUCAAACCGGUGACAUUACUAAUAGUUUACAGAGACUUUGCAUUGCAGAGUCACAACAGAAUGAAGAAGAAUUGAAUAGACCACUUUGGCAAAGAGUGGAUGACAGGUUUUUUUGGAACAAGCACAUGUUACAAGAUAUAAUAAAUCUAAAAACAGACAAAGCAACUUGUUGGAUAUUGCCAGUAAUUCAGGGAUAUGUGCAAAUAGAAAAAUGCAAAGUAGAAGUAGGUAUUGAUGAACAACCUCAACAUGAAACCUUUAACUUAGCAAUUAUAUCUAGAAGAAGUAGGUUUCGUGCAGGCACGAGAUAUAAACGUCGUGGUGUCGAUGACGAAGGAAAAUGCGCAAACUAUGUCGAAACAGAGCAACUAGUUUGGUAUCAUGAUCACCAAGUAUCUUUCGUACAAGUAAGAGGUAGUGUACCUGUGUAUUGGUCUCAACCUGGCUAUAAAUAUAAGCCGCCACCACGUAUCGAUAAAGACGAAGCAGAAACGCAGGUAGCGUUUGAAAAGCACUUUCACGAAGAACUCGAUUUAUAUGGCCCAAUCUGUAUUGUGAAUCUCGUAGAGCAAACAGGCAAAGAGAAGAUCAUUUGGGAAGCUUAUAGUAAUCACGUUCUUAAUUACGAUCAUCCUGACAUAACGUAUACGAGUUUCGAUUUCCACGAGUAUUGUCGAGGAAUGCAUUUUGAAAAUGUGUCUAUUCUGGUCAAUGCAUUAGCUACAGUAUUGACAGAGAUGAAGUAUUGUUGGCGCGAUAAGCAAGGCACAAUUUGCAUGCAGAAGGGAGUGUUUCGGGUGAAUUGCAUAGAUUGUUUAGAUAGAACGAACGUGGUGCAAACCGCUUUGGGUAAAGCCGUGAUGGAAAUGCAGUUUUCGAAGCUAGGUCUAAUACCACCAGACGGAACGUUACCGACGAACAUCAGACAAACGUUUCAAUUGCUUUGGGCCAAUAAUGGCGACAUUAUCAGUAAACAGUAUGCUGGUACAAACGCUCUGAAGGGAGAUUAUACAAGAACGGGGGAAAGAAAAUUUACUGGGUUAAUGAAAGAUGGCAUGAAUUCUGCGAACAGAUAUUUUCAACAACACUUUCUGGAUGACAUACGUCAAGCGGCAAUAGAUGCCAUGCUAGGGAAACCUAUCGAUGUUAAUCAACUGAAUACCGAUUGGUCACAAUAUUUGCGCAUCCUAGAUUAUUGCUGCCUUGAGUUGAUUCCCGCGAAACCACCAAAUAUAGAGCUUCAACUUGCUACUUAUCCUGACUUUCUUUGUGCCAGUGCUAUGUAUAAUUUAGCAAGAUAUUAUUUAAAUCGUUUCAAGGAUGUUUAUAGACAAGCCACGAUCGAUAUGAUGUUAGGAAAUUCUGUAAGCGAGGAAGUGUUUCAAGAGCGUACCGAGGAGGAAGACAAUGCUGCCACUGCGAUUCAUGUGAAACUGCUAAUAGAAGAUUGCAAGAAACUACUUAUACCAGAUCCAGAAAUUAUUCUAGGCAGUUGGGGUCUUAUCGAUGCUGAUCCUGUAACUGGCGAUCCAACGGAAACAGAAAUGGAUACUAUUUUAAUAUUGACACGAGACAGUUACUAUGUUGCCGACUAUGAUGAUCAGAUUGAUAAAGUGACAAACUACCAAAGAGUUCCACUGGAAGAUAUUAUAUUAAUCGAAUUUGGCCAGCCUGAAAGUUCAAUCUCUCUCUUUAAGAAUAAGCAUUUCUAUUGCAUUAGAAUAAAUUAUAAGAUGGCCAAUGAGUAUGGCUACUUCCACAUGUUCCGCAGUACAAAUCUUCGGUUUUUUAAUAACAUGGCCGUUGUCGUGAAAACCGAAGAAGAAAGUAUAGAAUCGUUAAAAGCAAUCUGUGAAGCUAUUUCAGUAGCAACGGAAAUAGCAGGUUUACCAAAGAUUACUGUAGCAAUGAACGUCACGUUGGACAGACGAAAGAGUAAGUUAGUCAACAGUAGAGGAUCUACUGGUCUUCUGGAUAUAUCAUCGUUUCCAGAAUUGACCAGAAACGUUUCAGAAACACAGUUAUUAGCCCUUAAAAGUGCAGGAACGAAAGCUUUAAGCAACAUGUCAGAGCAAUUUAGCAAAUUAAAUAAGUUAAGUCAUAGCUUUAGUGCCAGGAAGCCGAUAGAUUUAGCUAGAAGCAUCGGGAGGAAGACUGACGCUCCGUCGAAACCUACAUUUACCGUUGGAAAUAGGGAUAUAUCUGGCAAUGUACAAGGGAAACAUCACAGUAGCAGUAGCAGUAGCGACGAUGAAGAUACAAAGAUUCCACCUGUUCCUUUAGAAAAGCCAGACAACUUCAGACAUGAUAAGAAUCUAAUGGAAGCGUACACUCCAUCUAUUGGUAUCAUAAUGGGUGUAAAAAAUGCAGACGUAGUAGAAAACGACAAGAACAACGAAUCUCAUAAUUUAUCGAUAAGACCGAAUAAAUUGUCUGAGCAGAGCUCCAUCGGAGAAGCAUUGGCAGUUCCACAGUCUGGCUCUGGAACAAGCACUCUGAGUGCUUCUCCGCAAAGGACCGUAGCAACUACGCCGGAAAUAAAUGUAACUGAGCCCUUAAUGGAAGACAAUGAGAGGUUGGUUCCACCAACGUCGUUGAAUCUCUCCAAAAAUAUUAGUCAUUCAACGGGAGAAGUCGAUAGCAAAUUAAUACUCAGCAACAUAAAUAGCAACAUGCUGCAGACAGAUAGCAGGAUUCAAGAUAAGAAGAGAUCAACAUCUGAACAAGAUUUAACUCUGAACAUUACAUCCUCUCAGAGCGAAUCUGCUUUGAAGUCGAUAAAGACUAACAUUACUAAUGUUACGAGUCCAGUGGCAGCUACUGCCAAAGAUAUUCUAUCGCCUUUCUCGAAAUUCGCUAAAGGAAUGCAAAAUUUAGGAGCAAACUUGGAUCCUAGAAAGUUGAAGUCAGGGCAGGUGGGACUGCUGAAGAAUCUUUCAGAUCAUCACAUGGAACAACGUCAAAAGUUACAAGAGAGAUGGGGUUCGUGUCAAUCUAAGCUAAUUGCUUUAUAAAGUUUUUGAGAAUAGUUUACAAUCUAUGUGUCUGAUAGAGUGAACGUAAUACACAGCAGAAGCCAAACGAUUACAACACGAGUGCAUUAGAUAGCAUAAUAGAAAUGAGGAUACAUUUUUCUGAGUGAACUUUACAUUUAGCAUUUCCUGAGCAUAGUGUUGUAAGAGAAUCAUGUUUUUAUUGUAAUCUCAGUGCACACGUCUAACACAUUUUAUUCUUUUGAACUUGAAUUACUGCCAACUUGCUAAAAUAUUGUGCAAAGAGAGAGUUGUUAACUUUACGAGAUCCUUUCGAUACGUUCAUAUUGAAAAUUACUUCUCAAAAGUACAAUGUGGUCAAUAUUCAAUCUACAGAAAUCUAUUGGUGUAUCUAUUUACAAAUUUUCUAUUAUUCUAUAUUGAUGGGAAACGAUUUGCUCUUGACGCCUAAACGAACUGUCUAUUCGUAAAAUGCUUUUGGCGUAUUUAUACAAAAGUUUUCAUCGCGACAGCCUUUGUAUGGACUUUACGAAACCAGAAUCCUAGAAAUGCAUUUAGAUGCUAGAAAUCGGAAUUGUGACUUUACCAAAAUGCGUAUGCUUGUACGAUGAAAUUUAAAUCCAGCAUUCUUUGAAAGCUCCAGUACUUGCUGCAUAAUGAUAUUUUCCUGCUCUUACACAUAAUUUUAUUUACAUGUAAUAUAAGUUAUACUUUUCAUUUUGUAUAAAUAUUUAGACCCAUGUGUAUUUGUAUAUUUAUAAAUAUGACCCAUUAGCUGAAAAUCUAUUUAUGCAGCAAGUUCAAUCGAAGAAGCUUCGUAGUCAAUUAUGUAUAUAUGAGAAAUGAUUUUAAAUGUAGUUUAACGAAUAAUAUGAACUGACGCGAAAGUAUAGGCAAGAUGAGUUACGACAAAAAGGAGCGUUGGUUUUUAGAUAGGUGUACGACACAGAGACUAGUACUGAUAAUUAUGUAUUAGUAAAUUGGGGAGUGAAGAAAUAGCAACCGAAUCAUUAGAACUACUAUAACAUGGAAACUGAUAUAAGUUUGAGAGUUAUUUUGGAUAUAUGUACAACACAAACGUGCUUCGUUCAAAAUGUUAUAUUCCUUUUCAUAUAGAAUUCCAAUUGAAACAUACAAGUGAUUCCAAAAAAAGAAACAAAAAUAUCACAGUAUUCGUACAUAUACAUAGUUGCAGUAUUAUGUAUAUUAUAGUUAACUGAAUAUUUAAAAAGAAAUGCAUCAUAAAAGGUACACAUUGUUAUUUAAUAUGCUAUAUAACGAUUUAGACCAAACGAUAUGAGUUAUGACAUUAUAUAGAUAGUUAAACUCUUGUAUAUAUGGGUGAUUUAAAUUUAAUUAUAGUACUUUAAAUAUUUCAUAGUUGCACAGACAUGUGGUAGAAUUAUUACAAAUAAGGUUUCUAGUGAAUGUUUUUUCCCAAUUGCAAAUGGAUAGUCUGUGAUAUAAUCUAGCAGAAUAAACACAGCCUGAAGUAACAGAAAAAAAGUAAAAAUAAAAUUAAAUGGUGUGUUGGUUCUGUAGAUCAUUUAGGAAUGCUUUAAAGUAUACAGAAGACAGCAUUGUUUUUACUGCUUUAGUAAAAUUUAUUAUAAGAGAUUUAUGUUUGUUCGUUCAUCUUAGGUAAAUCAGCUUAUUUUUUUAAUGUAACUUUAACUACUUGUGAAAUAUUUAUUUAUUGAUACAGUAUUAUAACUAUUAUUAAAAAAAAAUGGAAUCUAUAUUUUUGUUCCUUUUUUCAUAUUUAAGACAUUGUAUGGUCCAAUUAAAGUUGAACACUCGAAUAUUAUGACGUAUAUAUAUUGUCUGUAUUUUUACAAUAGCACAUUAUAAACAAUCAUGACAAACAACGCACGAAGAUGUUUAAUAGCCUGUAGAGGCUUAAAUUGCCUUAUAUAUUAGCAGUUACAUUUUUGAAAACAUAUGUAUACAUGUGAUAAAGCAAGCAACAUAGCAAUUGUAGUAAAAGAAAGUUAUAAUAAAAUGCAAUGAAUUAAAA